UGCACCCGAAUUAGAGAGAAGAGAGAGAGAGAGAGAGAGUUAUAAUAAUUAGUUGCUUCAAUUCGAUAUAUAUAAACAUGGCUUACAACUUCCCUGAUGUGUUUUGCUGGAUUCAGAGUCUUCCACCAAUCUCAGAAUGGGAAACAAGUUCCAUGUCCUUAAACAUAUGUUCUUCUUCAAGCUCAUCAUGCCAACCACGUCUUAAUCUCACCGUAUCCAAAAACAAUAGCAAUAAUCAUUCCUCAUCAAACCUCUAUUUUGUUAUUAUUGCAGACUGCAACAUUCCCAUCCAUCUUUGGACCUCUAAACCUUUCAAGCCAAGCAGCACCACUAUUACUAAUAAAACCCACAAUAAUAAUAAGUUAAUAGAUGAUGAAGAAACCAUUUCCAAUCUCUUUGUUAAUUUCAUUCAAGCCAUCCUUCUUUAUGGCUCCAACAAAAACAGCACUCCCUUCCUCAGAUUUCCAAACCUUGACUCCAUCACUUCCAACAACUUUUCAGAUGUUUUCAAUCUUUCUUUCUUCACCCUCUUGUUCCUAGUUUGCAUAUAUGAAGCUCCUGCUGCAGAUUUUCGUUCUGGGUGUAUUAGCAACUUGAAAGACCACUUGACAGGUUUUCAGUCAAGACAAGCAUCACAUAAGAUUAUGAAACUCCUAGGGUCUAACUUGGAAGAGCAUUGGAUGCGUUCAUUGAACCUCGCAGUUACUAACUGGGUUGGGGAACUUGAAGCACAUAACAACCCCUUCAGAACACCGUGCCCUUUGUUUUCUUAUGCAUUUUCAACAAUUGGGUUGUGGAAGGUGCAGCUUUAUUGUCCCCUCUUGGUCAUGGAUGUUGAGAAUUCAAAAAGCAAUCCAGCUAGCGAGAGGCUUCAAUUCUCCCUCAGAUAUCACCAUGUGGAAGGUGUUCUUCAGUUCAAUCACAAAGUCUUGAUCAAAGAGGAGUGGGCUGAAAUCAUGGUGGACAUUGACAACAUAAGGUGUGAUGUUAUAAAAUUGGUGAAUGAGUCCCUUAUGAGCCAACGAGGGGUAGGUGCAGCUGAAAAACAUUUUCCUUCGAGAAUAUCAUUGCAACUUACACCAACACUCCAAGACCAAGUGUUGAGCCUAUCAGUUGGCAAGUCCUCAGAGAACCCUCGAAAAGAAAUUGGUGUUGACAAAAGCGUGGAAGCUUCAUUUGAACCAUCCAAUCCCUUGGCACUUAAGGUGUCAGCUGGAGAAUCCUCAACCGUUAGUUUGAAGCCUUGGAAAUUCGAGGAAUCUGUUUAUGGAUACAGUGCAAAUUUGAAUUGGUUUCUUCAUGAUAGUGUUGAUGGCAAAGAAGUUUUCUCAUCAAAGCCUUCAAAGUUUGCAAUGCUUAACCCAAAGUCAUGGUUCAAAAACCGAUACUCUAGUGCUUACCGACCUUUCAACAAGGAAGGAGGGGUUAUAUUUGCUGGUGAUGAAUAUGGAGAAAAAGUGUGGUGGAAAGUGGACAAAGGAGCCAUAGGGAAAACAAUGGAGUGGGAGAUAAGGGGUUGGAUAUGGUUAACAUAUUGGCCUAACAAACGUGUAACAUUCUACAAUGAAACUAGGAGGUUGGAGUUUCGAGAAAUAGUCCAUCUCGACGUUGCUUAGCCUUGCCUCAAGAUCGUAGUUAUGUGCAAACUAUUUGUUUAAACGCGUGAUUAGUUCCUUAAUUGUAAGAUAGAACUUAGAAGUGAUCCUUUAAUUAGUUUCUGCAGGUUGAUAUAUGAUCAAUGGAUACGAGUAUAUAUUAUUGUCAAACACACUACUUUUAACAA
Messenger RNA from Glycine soja, 1783 nucleotides. RefSeq lists its product as uncharacterized. The transcript has 2 exons. Lineage: Eukaryota; Viridiplantae; Streptophyta; Magnoliopsida; Fabales; Fabaceae. The record is from RefSeq and is a predicted model, not a curated record. The coding region runs from base 78 to 1616 and encodes 512 amino acids.